Paramecium octaurelia is the source of this 5446-nucleotide messenger RNA. The record is from the annotation of a GenBank genome assembly. NCBI's taxonomy places the organism in Eukaryota, Ciliophora, Oligohymenophorea, Peniculida, Parameciidae.
AUGAAUAGCAUUGAUAGUUAUUAGAGCAAAGCUACAUUUAAUGCACAAUCAAUUAUUUCCAAGAUAGCCACUCGGAAUGGAUAAGCUGAGUAAGCAGUUCAAUUUGAAUAUAUAGUAAUUCGUCCUUGAUUGCAGCUUUGGAUGAAGAAACUGUUUCAGCUGCUUGGAAUGCAUUUGGUAUUUCCUCACCCGUUAUUAUGAAGGUCUUCACAUUUCAAGGUAAUUGCGUAUGGGCAGAGGAGUGGCAGUCAAUAAAUUUGGAACCUUUUCAUUUAGUGCUCCAGAUGUAGUUUUGGAUGGAGUAACAAAUCCAGUAGAUAGAGAUAAAUAGCCUCGUUAACCAGUAUUCCUUGUUGCUAAAGUAAUUUAACUUACUUACAAUCCAAGGAAUUCGUUAAUGGUUUUAAUCUCAAAACUGCCAUAGCCAUAGGUCGAUAAUUGAGGCCUUACAAAGUUUAAACAUCUGGAAAAAUUUAACAUGCAAUUGUCAAUUGGGCUGAGAUUGCACUCUAUGCCUCAUAGAAUAAGGACUCUGCUAAGAUGGCUGUUGAAAGAGUGUUAAAAUCAUUAUCUGAUAUUGUGCGCAACGUAUUUUGGCGAUCAAUUAAUUAUAGAGAGAUGUAGUUGAAGUAGAGAUUCCAUGUGUUGGAACCUUCUUUGUCAAAGCUCAUUGUGCAGCUGUGCAGUUCCUUGAAUCUUUGAUGGAUGGCUGCAAAGUAACUCCAUUUCAAUUAAACAUAGGAAAUAACCAAAAGACCUUUGUCAGAAAGAAAAUCCAAAGGAGACAUGAGACUUACUCAAUAAUACUUGCAACAAUUAACUAAAAGUUCCCAUCCAGAGGAAAAUAAUUUUAUAAUUGACGACAAUGCAAAAAAUUAUCUCACUAAUUCAUUAGGAAUUGAAUUGCCAGAAACUAGACCUAAAACAGCCAAACACUCCUAAUAUUCAUCCAAAAAAGGACCUUUAAUGAGCAAAACUGUAAAUUUUAGCCUUAUUGUUCAUUAGAUUGAUGUUAGACCAUCUACACAGCAAAACUCAAGAGUUGGAUUCUCCAGAUCUGUAAAUGAUAAAGUAUAUGCGCUUGAAAGAUUGAAAUACUACAUUCGAGAUCAUGCUUUAAAUAUUGAAGAUGUAACACUAAUUUACUUAUUUUUAUAGUCGUUUUUAGAUAUCUGUUAACAAGCCUUUGGGAAAACUAGUGAAAGGAAGGUCCGCAUGAAUUUCGAUGAUUUCAAAAGAGCUGUCCAAUAGAUUUAAUUGCCUCUCAAUGAAACUCAACUCAUUACAUUAUUUUAGACACUCGACGUAAAUAAUGAUGGAUUUAUUGAUAAAUUCGAUUGGCUCAAAGCAGUAGUAGAUAAAAGUAUGUAUUAAUGCUUAAUUAAAUUGAAUAGAAUCCCAUGUGAAUUAUAUCAAAGAUGUGGUCUUUAAAUUCUAAAUUCACACUGAUGAUUUAUUGCAAAGAAUGAAUUUAAAUAGAGAUCAUCCACCAAUUAACCUUUAGUAAUUGAAACUAGCUUUAAUGCAUUUGGAUGAAUCUUUAAAUUAACACAAAGCUCUAAAAGUAGCCAAGGAAAUUUUGGAUGGCAAGGAAACCAUCAGUAUGAAUGACAUAUUAAUACUAUUUAACACUGUAGAGGAAGAAGAUAAAUUGUAUGACCUUUCGUGGUUCAAAGACACACUUCAUAAAAUGAGAGAUCAUUUAAUUAAUCCUUAGAAGUUGAAAAUAUUCAGAUAAUCAUUUGAAUAUUUUGAUGAGCAUCAAGAAGGCAAUCUUGAUACAGCCAACUUUAAAACCGUAUUAAUGGAGAGUUAACUGGGUUUGAAUGUGCAGGACAUCAAUAGAUUAGUUCGAUACCUUCCAAAGAAUAGGGAGUCUCUGAUAAAUUACUAUGAUUUUAUUUAAAUGAUUUUGGAUGUGAAUAAACAAAUGGAUUAAAAAGAUACAGCCAAAGACCUCAUUGAUUUUGCUUAGAAAAUAAGUAAGUAUCUGGCUCAAAAAAAGUUUAGUGUCAUACAGUUUUUAUAAUAAGUAAAGUCAGGAUAUGGAUCAUGUAAUAUUGAAUCCACUGCUUAAUAUCUUGAAAAAAAUAUCUUUGCACAAUUGCCACAUGAGGAAUGCUUAGAAUAUUGUAGAGAAAUGGAUGUUGAUGGAAAUGGAGUCGUCAGUGAUGAAGAUAUGAAUAUUUUCAUUAAACGAUAUUCUUAUUUCAACAUUAGAAAAGAUCUAUCUCAAAUCGACUAAAUUGCUGAAAGUAUGAAAAUCAAACCUUAAUUUGGUGAUACCCUAUCAGCUAUUGAGAAAACCUGUGUUUAAUCCAAAUCUAUUGACUUAGUUACCAUGGGGCAAAAGAAAAUGUUUCAGUCCUUAGUAGAUGGAAUGAACUAACAAAAAAGUCUUUUCCCCAUUGAAGAAUUGCCAGAAUCUAAAUUUGAUCAAAUCCUAAAGGAUUUGCGAAUAAAAUUAGCUAGGAAGGGAAUGUCUUAUGAAGAACUAUUCACAUUUCUAGACACUGAUCAUAAUGGAUUCCUUUCAAUAAGUGAAUUUUAGAAUAUUGACAAAAUAAUGACUUUGAGUCAACCUGCUAAGGAUGGAUUCUUUGCCUUUAUGGAUAAGCAGAGAAUUGGUUUGAUUGACUUAAAUACCUUUGCUAAGUUUAUGAGCAAAUCUAUAAUAUAGCAGAUGCCGUAAUUAUCAGAAGAUGAUUGGGACUGGGAGUUGGAAAUCUUAUUUAAGAUCAGAAAUUGGUGUCAAAGAGAGAAUAUUACUAUAGAGGAUGCUUUCAGAACUUUUGAUAAAGAUUUUGACGGUUAGAUUAAUAAAACCGAUUUAAGAACAUUUUUGAAGGACAUAUUGAAAAUAGAAGAGAAAGAGAUUACUGAAGCCAAAAUUAAUAGGUUGUUCAAAUUAAUGGAUUAAUAUAAGAGAGGAAAAAUAACAUUAAUGGAUUUUAGAAGAUUUGUAGAGGAGGGAUUCUUUUAUGGAAAAAACAAAUAAAUCUUUGGAUAAAACGCUACUUUAGCUGCAAAAUAGUAACAAGAAUCUAGAUCAUCAUUUGAUUGGAAGAUGAAUGCAAGAUAACAGAUAGGCUUGAUAAUUAGUAGACAUUAUCCAAAUGUGAAGGAAUCUUUUGAUAUUGUAUCAGGAUAUCGUAAGAAAUUGGUAUUCUAGAAAUUUAAAAAGUGGUUGGAUGAAAAAAAUGUAUUGGCAGGAUUUGAUUUAACAGAAAAACUAGUUUAUGAGAUUUUUUCAGAUCUUGAUUCUCAUAAAAAAGGAUACUUAGUAGAAUCAGAUUGGCUGAAUGCAUUUGCUCAAUACAAUUGGUAGGAUUAGAUGAUUAAGGAGAUCCAAGAUGCACUAUCAACCUAUUUCUCUAGCAUUUAAAAUGCAAUCCACUAUUUUUAAAUGGAGCACAGCCACAUCAUUACUAGAGAUAGCUUUUAUAAGGCCUUGUAGGCUUUAUUCCCAAAGAGAUUCGUUGAAGGAGAUAUCGAAAUUUUAUGGAAUAGAAUUUAAAAGAAUGGGUCAUUGAGCAAUCAAGCAUUUGCACUUAUAUUCGGAAAAGGUGGUAAAAUCUAUGAGCAACCUGAAGGACAAUCACAACAAUUAGCUAUUCGUCCAGCAACAUAAGGGUAUUAUUGUGUAUUAUGUUAGUGGACUAUCUGAAUUACCUUUGGAUGAAAGAAAUUAGGUUAAUAUUAGCUUACUAGAUAAAAUUAGAAGAUUUUUGAGAAAUUCAAAUAAAAACAUUAAUGAUUUAUUCAAAUAGUACGAUUCAGAUAACACUGGAUUCAUUACAAAUUUAGAAUUCAGAUAAGUCAUUCGAAGUUUGAAUAUGGGGUUAACCUUCUAAGAUGUCGAUAUAUUAUCUGCUAUGCUUCAUACUGAUAGAAAUAGUAUGGUCAACUGGAAGGAGUUUUCCAAGAAAUUAGAUUUUAGAUAAGCUGAUAAUAAGAUUCUUGAGAGAGCUGGUAUUCAUUUACAAAAAGUCAACGAUCACAUUUAUCAUUACUUAUUGUCUCCUAAGGAUGCAUUCAGAUAAAUAGAUGCUCAACACACUGGGUUUUUAACCUUUGAUAAAUUUAAGGAUAUGAUUGAAAUGUUAUAUAGAUUAGCAACUGAAGACAUCCCACCAUUUGCAAUAAUCAAAGACCUAUUUGAAUUUAUUGAUAAGAGAAGGGAUGGACAUCUGGAUUUGACUGAAUGGAUGGAUGCUUUUUCAAAGUUCUCCAAUCCUAAUGAAAAGAAAAGGUUAGAUUAUAAUCAUUUUUUAGACCCCUGAGUGCUAAUAUAAAAGUUAAGAAAAACUCUCAGAAGUCAUUAAUGGCCUAAACUGAUAAGAAUUGGUUAACCAAAUAAAGAUCACCUUCUCAAUAAUAAUUUGAAGGGUUGACUGACGAUGGAUUGAUAAAUGCGGCAAAUAAAUUCAAAACAUUUCUCAGAAAGCCUCCUGUUAAAUAAAGUGCUCUUUAGUAUGUUGGUAUCUUUUUGUAUCUUAAAAAUAUAGAAAAUGGCAUUUGGGAGAGUUCAAAAGAGUUUGAUAAAACUAUAAAUGCAAUUGGCAAAAAUAGAAAAUACCUUCUGGAAAUCUUUAAACAUUUGACAUCAAAUGGGUAAAUUCCAUUAACAGAGGAUGUAAGUUUUGUGAGUAAUUUCAAUAGCGCAUCAAAUAAGAAAUGGAUAAAAUGUUGAGAUCCUAAGGGAUUGUCGUCAGAGAUGAACAGUGGCCACAACUUAUCUCCUGGUCUAAGAAAAACGGUCGCAUAGAUUACAAAUUUUUGCUUGAGGUGUACAAAGAUCGACUGAAUGGAAUGGAUACCUAGCCCAGAUAGGGGGAUGACGAGUGAAUAUUUAUUAGACCAGUUGGCCAUAUUAUAAUAUUAAUAAAAUAAAAAUUUUAAAAAAAGCCCUUACCAGCUUUUUAAAUACAAAAGACUUCCCCAGAAUCGAAAAAGUAAGUUAAACACCUAAAGUAAUCUAGUGAGCAGUAACAAAAUCCGAGUUUUAAAAAAGUCUUAGACAUACAAUAGCUCUAAGUGUCUCUUUGUUCCCAAAAAUAAGGAACGACCAUAAUACUAUAUCACUCCACCUUCGAAAUAUAAGGUAUUUCUAUUUUUCAUCGUUUUAGAACCCACUUACUAAUACUGAGGAAUUAAAUAUUGAUUCUAACUGUUCGACUGAUAGCAGUCAACGAUUAGAAAAUCUAAGUCCCUUAUAUUACUGCCCAAAAGGAAAAGAACCAUGUGGUGAGUUGUAGGUAAUCCUAAAUGGCGACCUGAUAUAAGUGAUUUCUUAGACUAAAAGCAGAAAGAAAUCACGAAAAUUCAGUGACCAAGAGACCUAUGCAAUGAGUAAUUUCAUCGCAGGUCCUAAAUGUUAGGAGAUCCCUUGCCCUUAGUUCCUUUGAUGAUAUAUAUAUUAUCUAUAUUUCAAAAUACCCUAAUC